AUGACGUUUGACGUGCAGGGGGUCCGGGUGCGCGCGCAUCGCUGUGUCGUCGGGGCGCGAAUGACGGCGUUGCUCCCCGCCGCGAUGCUCCCACUCCGGGUGGGGUGCGUCGUUUCCAUCGCGGUCCCCCUUGACGUCUUUCGCGCGUUUUUACGCUACGUGUAUACGGAGGAGCACCCCGAGCGGGGCGCGCUCGCGCCGGAAUCGCUCCUCGAUCUCUACCUCCUCAGCACCGCGUGUGAGUUUUACGACCUCAGCGGUACCUGCAUCCAGCUCGUGCAGCCUCUCCUCACGCAGGAUAAUAUCUUACCCAUUGUUUUGACGCGCUACAACGCCGCGGAUGAGGUUCUUACCUCGCUCUAUCUGAACGUGCUCCUCGAUCACUACGACAGCCUCAUCUUGGAUACGCAGUUCGAGGAGAUCCCCGGGCAUCUUUUCCGUCGUUUAUCGUUGAUUAUGUAUCAGCGCGAGACCGUUCCGCGCGCGUCGAUCCCCGCGAUGAAGGGCUCCCUCGCGAAGCAGCUCGCGUGGCUCGCAGAGACGGGUGAGUAUAGCGACUUCGACUGGGAGGUGGGGCCGCAUAAGCGGGUGAUUCACGCGCAUCGGUUUAUUUUAGCCUGUCGAAGUGGCGUCUUCUCGCAGGCCGUCAACCUUCGCAACCCGGCCGCCCUACCAGAUUUCAGCAGCGCCGAUUUUGACUUUUCCCUGCACAGCUGGCAGCGGUUUGUUCGCGCGAUGUACACCCGCCAGCUCGAUGCCGCGAGGGAUUUCACCGCCGAGGAUAUCGCGCUGAUUUACAAGAUGCAGGGCGCCCUUAGUAUGGACGGCCACCUCAAGCGUGAGACCGACGACGCCUUCGACACGAACAACGCGCUGCGGCUUCUCAUCUACGCGGUGAAGCACCACAUCCAGGAGCUGCACGAGCGCGCUGUGAACUACGUCGCGGCGAACUUCCACACCCUCAUCCGAACCGAUCCUCAGGCGUGGGAGUUGAUCGGCGAUCUCCCACGCGAAGCGAUUAUCUCUCUUUUUCGCACCGUAAUGGAGCAUCAACAAUAA
Messenger RNA from Phytomonas sp. EM1, 1059 nucleotides. The record is from the annotation of a GenBank genome assembly. NCBI's taxonomy places the organism in Eukaryota, Euglenozoa, Kinetoplastea, Trypanosomatida, Trypanosomatidae.